Molecule: messenger RNA, 378 nt
Organism: Paracoccidioides lutzii Pb01
Exons: 2
Coding region: 1-378 (125 amino acids)
Source: RefSeq, a predicted model, not a curated record
AUGCCCAAAGAAUUAUCCAUGGAUGGGGGGGAUAUGGAGCCAAGGGCUAGGAAGGCUCCCGGUACUGACACAUGCACCAAGGAAAAAUCAACACGGCGCCAGUCCAAUCACCUCAUCAUGUCCGUGUCUGUAUCUCCCACUUCUACCCCUCUUAGCUCUCUAAUCGCGAUUAACAAAUUAACCGGUGGUCCCUCAUCGGAUCUAACUGUUCCCUCAGCCCCUGUCGAUUUCAUCCGGGUUGUUCUGUUCACUAUUUUGAAUCCAGAAGAGAGUGAGUGGUAUUCCUCACCUAAAACCCCUGCCUGUCAUGUGGGGUACUUCCAUCUGAGAACGGAUUGUGGUGCUGGCCAUACCGUCUGGUAUAUCUAUACCUUUUAG